Molecule: messenger RNA, 3324 nt
Organism: Sitodiplosis mosellana (orange wheat blossom midge)
Lineage: Eukaryota; Metazoa; Arthropoda; Insecta; Diptera; Cecidomyiidae
Product: tyrosine-protein kinase receptor torso-like
Exons: 17
Coding region: 322-3201 (959 amino acids)
Biological process (GO): protein phosphorylation; positive regulation of kinase activity; cell surface receptor protein tyrosine kinase signaling pathway
Cellular component (GO): signaling receptor complex
Molecular function (GO): transmembrane receptor protein tyrosine kinase activity; ATP binding
Source: RefSeq, a predicted model, not a curated record
AGUCUCAUGUUGAACGAUAGUACGUGUACAGUGUUUCAAUUCGCGGGCGUCGAAAAUCGUUUUUGUCUGUUUGACAAUCAACAAUUCAGCGAUAACAGUUCAGUACUGGUUGUGUAAUGUUUAUUCUUGUAAUAAACAAGAAAAAUUAGAAUAUAUUUUAAAGUCGAUUGUGCCGAAUUUGCGUUGAAUUUUUGGUAUUUUCCGAAGAUUUACUGCGAAGAAGCCAUAUGCACAGAUAUUCUGUGUCAAGAGGGAAUAUUUUGCAUGAUUUGGCAAGUUCAACACCCAAGAGAGCGAUAGAGUAUCGUUUAAUGUGAAAUAAUGCAUAAAAUCGUGCUUAAAUAUGUUCAAUUAUUUUGCAUCGCACUAUUUUUUGAUAACGUUAGCUGUGACAACAUUUCGUUGGAGGCAUCGCGAAAUGAUAUGUUGUUAAACCAAGAAGUUGGCUGCACGGCUGCAUGCAUGCAAACAAAUUCAACGGCGGUUUUAUCAAACUGUCACGAUAUAUGCAAAAUGAGCAAUAAAACGGUAAAAUUGCAAGAAAUUGAUGGCAACGAAACAGUUCGGUUGAUAUGUCGAGAAGAUGAUUCAUUGACCAUUGAACUGAGCAAUGACAUGAUUCCAAAACCCAUUGAGAAUGAGAAUCAACAACGACAAUUCAAAGGAUCAUUAUUCUUGUUUAAAUUACAAGAAAAUAAUAUCGAAUCUCCACAACGAAUUGUUUACAUUACCGACUCACCGAUUGUUAGAAUCGAAAAUUUGCAGCAAAACACCACCUAUAAUGUGACGGCAAGCAUUUUCAACGGUAACUUAGAAUAUCGGCACCUGACUCACAUGUGGUCAUUCAAAACACUAGAGACAGACAAAUACGUACCCAUGAAGAUAUCGAACGAUUCGAUUAAAUUGAAAUAUGCACCAGAUAAUGAUUUGGGCAAACUGAUAACAACCAUUGAAUGGGAACCAGCCGAAGAUAUGGUUUGUAACUAUUUCUUCCAUUUAUAUUCAACGAACGGAGACACUUAUUCAGCUUUAUCCAGUCAAGUUUUCCGAAUGUUGAAGCCAUCUGAGUUGUACCAUUUAACGAUGGACAUGCUAAAGUUUGAUACAGAAUAUGUUCUGGAAAUUCACGGGAACAAUGCAAAGAAUGAACUGAUCGAAGGAGAUAAGAGUAGCUUGGAGUUCAUCACACCGACUUGCUGGCAAGUCCAUGAGUAUAGUCUACAGAAGUGUAGGCCACCUCCUUUAGUCAAUAUAAAUUCCACGUAUGAGUUGAUUGAAAGCGAUUUCUACCGGAUAAAUGUAACAUGGGAUUUGCCAAAGCACCAGCCCGAUUACUAUAAUGUAUCAUUGAAUCUAAACUCGAAAGGCAUUCAUGUAUCACAAAAUGUUUCGGGUUCGGAUAGCUAUGCGUUUUUUCCUGAAGUCAAUAUUUCGGAUAUACACUAUGAUGUAACGAUUAUGGCAUAUUCAUCGGGUGGUCAAACUCUAAAUCCAAGUGUAUGCUUCAACCUGAAACAUUCGAACUUUUUCAUACAAUACAAACGAAUUCUCAUUGUGAUUGGCAUUCUGUCACCAUUCGUCGUUUUGUUGAGCGUUUCGUUUAUAUUCGUUGUUAUUCAAAAUCGACGCAAUCGACUGAGGCACAAAAAGGAUAUCUUUUCCAAGGAAAUGUAUCUACGCAAAUUGAUCCAUUCGCACAACAAAGAUGAGAUGGAAAUUGAACCAACCAACGUUGAAUUGUUUGAAGUUCUUGGCGAAGGAGCAUUUGGGAUUGUGCGAAAGGGACUUUUGAAACCAACAAGCAAAGCUAUCGCUGUGAAGAUGUUGAAAGAAAAUGCUGGCAUCGAAGAUAUCAAAGGCUUUCUAAGUGAGAUCACGCUAAUGAAAUCAGUUGGGCAUCAUGAAAACAUCGUUGGAAUUGUUGGCCAUUCAACCAAAUUAUACAAUAAAAUGAUGCUGCUCACCGAAUAUUGCAGCGAGGGAAAUUUGUUGGACUAUUUGAGGAAAUUCCGUGAAGCCUUUUCACCUGAACAAUUCUACUUGACCACACAAACGGGCGUUAUGACAUUUUCGGCGUUCGAAAAAUCACCAGAAGAUUUAUUCAACUUCAAUUCGAAGUCGGUUGAUAAAAUCACGCUCAAAGACAGAUCGAUGUCAACAAUCGAUCCAAAGAAUAUGCUCGGAGCGAAUGAGCAACAUAUCCAAUAUCCUAAAUCAAAUAUGCAGAAUAUUAUCUUCAAUAGACUGUACGACGAACAUGCAUUGGAAGAGCCAAAGUGUGAAAAACAACAUUCUUGCAAUAUUUCGUACGAAAAUGAAAUCGAUAACGCGACAAAAGCAAACGAUUGCAAUUGCUCACAUUUCAAUGAAGUAAAUCAUAACAAAGUGAAUCGCAAAUGUACAAAUAAACCGAAAAAUCUCACAAAGAAUGGAGAAGGUGUUGUAAAUCCAGAGGUGCUACUCUUUGCAGAAAAUCAAGCGUAUGAUCUGUUAGUUUCGUCUGAAAAUGGCAUCCAGUCGAAAUCGUUUAACAACGAUGAGCAUGAAAUGAAACCGCUAAAAGCUGAUCAACACAACGCAUUGCCAUACCUCACCGGAAGAGAUCUCUUGAUGUUUGCCAAGCAAAUCGCAACUGGCAUGGCAUUUUUGGCAAACAAUAAAAUUGUGCAUCGAGAUCUAGCUGCACGAAAUGUUCUAGUGUGUACUGACAAAACGGUUAAAAUCGCUGAUUUCGGCCUAAGCCGCGAUAUUUAUGUGGAUAACAUAUAUAUGAAAGCGACAGCAGGACGACUUCCAAUCAAGUGGUUGGCUCUGGAAUCGAUGACCGAUCAAAAAUACACCAGUCAAAGUGAUGUGUGGUCCUACGGAAUUUUGUUGUAUGAGAUUGUGACAUUGGGCUGUACACCAUAUCCAACAGUCCCAGUUGAUUGCUUGGUUAAUUAUCUAAAGUCUGGAAAUCGCAUGUCAAAGCCCCACAAUUGCAGCCAAGAAUUCUAUGAUUUAAUGUUUUCCUGUUGGCAUUGUGAGCCAGGCGAUCGGCCCACAUUUAAUGAGAUACUACGCAAAAUCGAUUGGUUCAUUCAUCAAUCCGACACGAAUGGAGUGCUUCGCGUUGAAAAAUUGGAUAAAAAUAAUUGGUCAAAUGAGCCAAUCAAAAUAGAAAACACAUGCAGCAGUUCAUCUUACUUAAAUCCGUUAUAGAAGAAAUCUUGACAAUUUUAAAUACAAUUUCAUACCAAACUUUGAAGCUUUAUAAGGAGAAACGUUUUUUUUUAUGAAUGCAUUGAAGAAAAUAUAAAACAAAUUUAAUCAAACUGCAUAAAA